AUGGUAUCUUCGUCGAUUUCACAGAUGACUCCGGGAGAACCAAUCGAUAUACAUUUCGGUGGGUGCCUCUCAUGCAAGAUUAUCUCGUCACCAGGCUUUUUGGCUGGCCCUCUAGGUGAUUUGCCAGCAAACCGGAUUACUAAGAUCUUCCAGUAUCCUGUGCAGGUCUCUGCUAUGGUCAAAGACCACCUUGAAGUAUUUCGGGAGGUCUUCGGUUGCGCACUGCCAUGGGUCUUGUGCGAUGGGUGUCUAAAUUUUGAGUCUCACGAUCAUAAAUGCUGCAGAGGCGCUCUCAGCCCUAUCAAUGUAGGAUCACAUCUAAAAAGAGCAGCCCAAACGGCCUCGCUGCCUCCAUGCACCCAAGGACCUCCCGACUUCUCUCAGCCUUGCCAUAUUGGUUGGGCAGAUGCAAGCGUCUAUGAUGGUCCAGCAAUGUACAACCCUCCGCGGAAUGGAAGGGAGCAUGUUGACUCCGGGUAUAAAUAUGUUCCUCUCCACCUCAAUCUUAGAAGUCGAAAGCCAGAAUCCAAGUUUCCCCCGAACCGCGUAUCAGGAUGGCUUGUGUCGUCCGGUCGUUCCUUGUGGCCCACGACCACGACCUCGACCACAAAUCUGUGUUGGAGCGGGCAAAUGACAUGGCACGAUCACCACUGCAAGGCUGAUUGGCAGGCUUCAAACUGCAAAGGCGCGUAG
Messenger RNA from Uncinocarpus reesii 1704, 693 nucleotides. RefSeq lists its product as uncharacterized. The transcript is spliced from 2 exons. The record is from RefSeq and is a predicted model, not a curated record. NCBI's taxonomy places the organism in Eukaryota, Fungi, Ascomycota, Eurotiomycetes, Onygenales, Onygenaceae. Bases 1 to 693 code for a protein of 230 amino acids.